AAGAUCGAGAUGUCUGGAAGUUAAAUAAUAAAAUGUCAAUUAUGUCAACAUAUUAAUGUCCUGAGGGUUUGUGCUAGGUAAAAUUUGUAUUUUAAGCUCUGUGUAUUGAAGUAACUCGGUAAUUCAAAUGUCAAUUGCAUAAAAUUUCACAUCAAUCUUCUUAAUUCAUCACCGAAAUCCAUGCCAUCGUCCGUAAACAUCUACGAUUUAAAACCCUGCGACAAAACUCUCCAAGCAGAAGCUGAAAAACAGAAAGCUUGGCUAAAAGAAAAAGAAAAACGGUUGAACAGAAGAACAAAAAAGAAAUCUAAGGAACCCGAAGAACCUACCAAGGACACCGCGAUUGCUCGCAAACCGAAGAUCGAAUAUGCAACUAAGGCGAUAAACGCUCCGCGAAAGAAGAACAAAGGUACGGAAAAAUUCACAAAGAUGGAUUUGGCCGAGGUGUAUCGGAAGUGUGGUCUGACGAAGAUACAACAAGCCAUUGGGCCGAAACUGUUUAGAACUGGUAGUACCUUCAGUGCCAUUAGCCGUGAUAGCCGUGGUAGUCUUGGUAGCAAAAGUAAUGUGGGUUACAAAAUAUAAGGUUUCACAUUUCUACGUGUUUUAUUUUUGUCUAUCUCAAUAGGCUUCAUAGAUAUAAACAAUAAUACAUAAUUUCCUGCUCUAAAGUAGGUAAAAUUUUAUAUUAGGUUAAAAAAAGAUCACUGUUGACAUAUCUAGAUAAAAAUCCAGGUUAAUUUUGAAAAAUUAUUCUACUGUUGAAAAUGGUGCUUGACACCUUCAUCGGCCACCUUAGUAUAAACAGUCUAAUAGCGUAUGCCGAUAACCUGGCCAUUUUGCAAUUAGGUUAUAUGUCAAACUUACUGACGAAAAAUUCCAGUUUCAUAAUGCCUUUAAAUUCUAGAAUUCCUUCACUAGAAACAACUACUACUAAUUUCUUCAAUGCAGCACCUCCGUCUGGUACUAAUACAGAUGGAGUGAGCUUCAUUUUACCGCCCCCCAGACGGUCUAUAAAUACUUUAACAAGUCGAUCUCUAUCGCCUGGUAAAUUUUUAAAAUACGAAAAAACUGAUCGUAGAGCUUCGUCUGCAAAAGAAAGAAGAGAGACUAGCAGUUUAAUCCCUGAUAGAAAACCAAGUAAUUCAUCUUCACGAAACCAUUUCAAAACUAUCGAUAAUAGUAUCAUUAGCCCAAAAAAGAGUUUAAGUCGCGCAUCAUCGCAUCUACAACAAAAAACACAGAUAACCCUAAAUAAACGCGAAUCUAAGCCUUCACAUGACUCAUCUGAAAAACUACCAAAGAAAGAUCGAGUUGAUCCUGUAGAAAAAUCUAAAAAAAAUGACAAUAGAGCUAAAUCAAAACAAAACAAACAUAAAAUAGAAAAUAUUUACGGUAAUAAAAUAGAAUUAAAAGACGUACAAAUAAAAAUUAGAGAUCGAUCAGAGUCACCUGUAAAAUGUAAAACAGAAAAUCAACAUUCAUCUCCUAAAAAAUCACAAAUGAAAGAAGCAAACAUAAAUAGUAAAUCACGUACCGCAUCUCCUAUUAAGUUGCAAUUUGAUAAAGAUAGUACGAAUAUAAGGAGACUGACAUCCCCUAAAAAACCGCAAAAAGAAGUGGAAGAGAAAUCAAAAAAUAUAUACGAUACUUCAUCUCUUUUAAAAUGGUUGACAGAAGAUUUGCUACCAGCAGAACGAUGCUGGCCAAUCAAAAACCAGCACUGUGAUUUCAAUCGAGUUACAUCUCCUAAUGAAUGGACAAUAGAAGAUUUGACUGAUCGGUGUAGAUCUCCUAAAAUAUCGCGAAACGCAGCUAGAUUUUCGCCACCUUUAAAAUGUCAAUUAGAAGAAAAAUUACAGGUAAUAAAAAACAGAAUGGACGUCAAAGUUAUUGAUAGAUCUUCGUCGCCUAUACGUUUUAAGGAACCGCAGGUUGAAAAGCAAUUUAAAAACCGAGGUAGGUCAUCGCUAAAUGAAGUGAUCGAAAAGAGGGGAUUGUCUGCAUCUAGAGUAAGGUUUUCGUCCCCUAAAAAAACGCAAAAUGAGUUAGAUCGUCCCCUAAGAAAUUAUGUAAACGAGAAAUACGAAAAACAUAGAGUACUGUCUUCAUCUACAGUAGCGGUUUUGUCCCCUAAAAAACCGCAAAACGAUGUACAACAUCCCCUAAAAAAUACGCUUCAAGCGAGUUUGCAGCAAGAAGAAAGAAAAUGUAUAAGUAGGAGAUUUCGAAGUACGUCUGCUUCGCCUAAAAAAUCGCAAUCGCAAUAUCCGUCACCUAAAAAAACUGACGUAGAAAAACACACUAAAAUAGUGUACGCUGAGGAAUAUUUGAAAAACAAGCGGAAUUUAAGUUUUUCAGCCCCUUUUCGCAGGACCACAGGAUCUCAAUGCGAUCGUCCGAAUAGAAACAAAUCAGUUGAAACAUCUUUGGGGACUGAUAACAUGGCGUAUACCCAGCAAUAUGGUGUGUGCGGGAAUAGUAAUAGCCCGUGUAAUGUUUAUAAGUUUUUAGUACAAUUAGCUUAACGUUUUUUUAGGUGAUAUUGAUAUGUGGUUGAUAUUAAAUUUCUACAUUUACGUUUUUCUUUUUGAAUAUCAACAUUGUUCCUUUUCUAAAA
Messenger RNA from Psylliodes chrysocephalus, 2620 nucleotides. Lineage: Eukaryota; Metazoa; Arthropoda; Insecta; Coleoptera; Chrysomelidae. The record is from the annotation of a GenBank genome assembly.